Molecule: messenger RNA, 701 nt
Organism: Symbiodinium pilosum
Lineage: Eukaryota; Dinophyceae; Suessiales; Symbiodiniaceae
Source: the annotation of a GenBank genome assembly
GAUGUCAAGAAGUUUCAGAAAGCCGUCCUCGAGCCACCCGGGAUCGUGGAGGAAGACGGGGACUUCACUGUCACAUCAAAGAAAAAGAAGAAGGGGAAGGGCAAGGGCAAAGGCAGCACGGGGCCUCGGAAAGUCAGAUGCGAGCCGGGUACGCAAGCUUUCGCCGAUGAGCUGAUGAUGGACAUCUCUCGAAGUAUCGAUGCAGCCUUGAGACCUUUUAAGGCGCACCUGGCUGCCAAGAUCCGCGGGUUUAUCGGAGCACAGGACCCUUUGGCAGGUCAGACAAUACCAGUGUCGUUUCGAAGUACUACGCUUGCCCGGGGGAUGGAUGACCGAUGGCACGCCGAAUUCCACCUCCGUGGCCCCAUGAAGUGCGUUUAUGAAGCAGUUCAGACAGCUGGGUCGGUGAAAACCAAGUCUGGAUUUCGGCAGAAUGCGAAUAUUUGCCAGUUGGAGGGCUACUGGCGCCGUGGAGUUCGAUCAAUCCAUAUCCGGUGGACCAAGGAGACGCAGCGCUUCAACGACGCGACCACCCGCCACGCCAAUGAAACCACCCGGGACAUAUGUCAGGACGUUGAGCUGCACUGCUAUGACCACAGUUGUGGUGCGGUCUACCUCCAGGGCCACGCGGAGGCUCAUGCGGACGGCCAUGCGUCAGGGAAGGGUCGGACGUUUGCCCCUCCAACGUUUUGGCUGGCACC